Physeter macrocephalus (sperm whale) is the source of this 4377-nucleotide messenger RNA. It is a transcript of the gene EVI2A, whose product is annotated as ecotropic viral integration site 2A. The transcript is spliced from 2 exons. Bases 3042 to 3746 code for a protein of 234 amino acids. The record is from RefSeq and is a predicted model, not a curated record. Lineage: Eukaryota; Metazoa; Chordata; Mammalia; Artiodactyla; Physeteridae. Gene Ontology annotation, cellular component: membrane.
AAGAUGAAAAAAAGUACACAGAUCAUUAACAGAGUUCUGAAUGGAUAUACAGAUGCUACUAAUCUAUUUUAUUCCCUUAUAUUCUGACUAGUUUUCUAGAGAAAACUAACUAUAAUAUUAAACCAUUAUACAAAGUCUGAAUCCAUUUUUUAAAUCACUUGUUCUUAAGACACAUGGAAGAGACAAAUCCCCAGAUCAAUAACUUUGAGCAACAAUAACAACAACAAACCUGCCCACCAUAGUCAAGCAAGGAGGAAGUCAAGGGACAUUGGUUGGUUGCUUCUAGGCCCAUCCAAGUUCCCAGGUGAACAGUUUGGGUGGGAAUGACCUACUUGGAGUCCUGGAGUAAACUGAAUGACUUAUAGUCAAUUCAUUUAUCCCACCGUGACCAGAGAGAAUGGUUCAACAAUGAUCACAUGACUCAAAGCAGAACAACCAGGGCCAAAGAGGCCCAAUUCAAAGACUUCAGCUUAAACUGUUGGGAAUUGAGACCUUUCUCUUUCCUUUUUUUUUUUUUUUUUUUUUUUUAAACUAAUUUAUUAUUUAUUUUUGGUUGCAUUGGGUCUUUGUUGCUAUGCGCGGGCUUUCUCUAGUUGCAGCGAGCGGGGGCUACUCUUUGUUGCGGCGCGCGGGCUUCUCAUUGUGGUGGCUUCUCUUGUUGUGCAGCACGGGCUCUAGGUGCACAGGCUUCAGUAGUUGUGGCACAUGGGCUCGGUAGUUGUGGCCCGUGGACUCUAGAGCACAGGCUCAGUAGUUGUGGCGCACAGGCUUAGUUGCUCCGCGGCAUGUGGGAUCUUCCCAGCCCAGGGAUCGAACCCAUGUCCCCUGCAUUGGCAGGUGGAUUCUUAACCACUGUGCCACCAGGGAAGCCCGAGACCUUUUUCUUUCCCGAUGUUUAUAAAUAAGGGACCAUAUAGCUCUGGCAGCGGUUAGCUUAUAUCUUGAGAUAUGAAGGAAGAGCCUGUCUAAAAACUGAAGAAAUGGAGCAGAGAAAUGAAGAGCGAAACCGGGGCCCUGGCCAUUUCAUCUGAGUCCUAGAUAAAGCCCCUCUCCUGGGAUCACAUUUAUCCCUGUACUACUCAGUUAUGUGAGCCAAUAAAUUCCACUUUUUGAUUAAGCUGUAUUAGGUCAUAUGUUGCUUACACUCAAAAGAAUGCUAAUCAAUGUGAGUAGUCAAAAUAAGGACCAUCAGAAAGCCCACAAAUUACAGUACGAGAAUUUCAAGUCAAAACAACCAGUGUUCUAUACUUGAUGACUCAGGUGGUACUAUGAAGUAGGCCAAGAUAAAUAUCCUUUCCUAAGAGUUUUAAAUCUUACUGGGAGAAAAUAAGACAAAACUAUGACAAGUCAAAUGAUUUUAAAAUAAAAGAAAAAUAUUUCAAGGACAAAGAAAUGAGGUAGUAUGUAAUCACUUGUCAAAGAAAUUGCAGAGAAAAAUACUUUUGUUAAGUUCAAAGGAGUGGAGAAAUCAACACAAACUGGGUAACCAGUGAAAACUACAUAAAAGAUGCUGAAGCGGGCAGGAGGAAUUUCAAACUCAACAAGCAGGCCUCAUGGAGAGAGGGAAAGAAGGAGAAACGUAGGUAACUAGAUGCGUUGAGGUAAGAAUCAGCUAGUUUAGCUAGAAUGGAAGAUUCAUGUAGAGAAGUUUUAAGAGAUAAAGAUGGAAAAAUACAGAAUAGCUAAAUUGUGAAUGGACCAGAACUGUUCAACUAAGGGGCUCAGGUUUUCUCCUAGGAGCCUGGCAUUUCUGGGGAUGUUCUGCGGAGCACCAGCAUCAGAAUCAACUGUGGUGCUUGAUAAAAAUGCAGUUUCCUGUCCCAGCCCAGACCUACUAUACACGAAUCUAUGCAGUGGAGCCUGGAAAUUUUCAUUGUUUUGAAACAACCUUCUCAUCUGAUAUUUAUGUGCACAAACAUUUCUGAAUUGCUGCUGUAGGUGUUAGGGAGUUAUUCAACCACAUUUUUUAAAAGAAAGGGGUGUUAUGAUCACAGGAAGUGAUAUAUAUGAAGGAGUCGGGGCUAGUAAAAAAAGAUGUUGUAGUAGUCUAGGUAUGGUUUAAUAAGCAUCUAAAAUACUAGGGUAACGGUGAAAAUAAGUGACAGUGAAGGAAGAAACUGACUCAAAAGUAUGAAGAAAGGACCGACAUGAUCCGAAGUCUGAUUGGGGCUGAAAGAAAGGACUUGAAUUAAAAGGACUUGCUGUAUACCAAGGCUCUGUCAUUACAAAGAAUGUUGCUACCAUGAACAAAAACAGAGAUCAUGAGGGGCAGCCACUUAGGGGGAAAAAUGAAGUCCAUUUUAGACUGAAUAUGAAGUGAUGACAGGACAUUCUAGGGGGGUGUGAGUGUGUGUGUGUGUGUGUGUGUGUGUGUGUGUGUGUGUGUAUACACUAAACCACACAAAAGCAUUUUCUGGCCCUUAUAAUCUAAGUGUGUCAGAUAUUCUCUCCAAAUUAUUGUUGCAGUUCCACACUUUGAGAUGUUGGCUAUAUACAUUACUGUUUCCAUUAUCUGACCAAUACCCCGGGUCUCCAAACUCAUGUUAUCAAAUCAGUCUGUGGUAUACAAAUACAAUUUUUAGAGAAGAUUUUAAUGCUCAAUCUCAGGGAAAAUGCUAUUUUCUCUUCAUUUUAAUGAUACUAACGUAUCAUUCAAGAGCAUACAGCAGGCAUACAUAAUAAAUGUAAGGUCAAAAGGCAUUAAGCAGAAAACCCGCCCUGCCCUGGAGGCGGGGAUUUGUUCUACAAAGCCUCCUGUUAUGCGCGUGGCCAACUAGACAAGUUGGAGUUUUUUUCUUUUUUUCCCCUGUGACACGUGCUUUAGUUGCAGUGGAAAGGAAAUGUGUCAUCUGUGGUUAGUGGAAAGCUAGCUGUACAUAUCCUUUUUUACUGCAGAUUUACUUUUAGGCUCAGAUUCUUCAAGUCUAUUCUGCCUUAAAUUACUUGGAAGCUGUGCUUCAAGACAAGAAAAGAAGUGGCUUAUUAAAAUCAGGUUAUAAUGAGAUUUUGACCAAGCAUUUUGUAAGAUUACCAGUAUACUCAUGGACAUGGAACACACAGGACAUUACCUGCAUCUUGCCUUUCUGAUGACAACAGUUUUUUCUUUGCCUCCUGGAACAAAAGCAAACUAUACCCAUCUGUGGGCUAAUAAUACUAUUGUCUUGGAUCCAGAUAUUCAAAAUAAGAUGGGCAGAAGCCAAAAUGAAAACAUUAACACAAACCCUACAACUCCUGAAGUAGAUAAAAAAGUUAUUUCUACAAAAAUGCCUGAAAUAGCAACAUCAUCUCACAUUGCAUCUUUAACUCCUAAAUCUGAGCUGGAGCUUUAUAUAUCUUCCGUUGUCAGGAACAGUUCUCCAACAGUACAUAGCAUUGAAAACACAAGCAAAAGUCACAGUGAAAUUUUCAAAAAAGGUGUCUGUGAGGAAAACAACAACAAAAUGGCUAUGCUGGUUUGCUUAAUUAUAAUUGUGGUGCUUUUUCUUAUCUGUACAAUUUUAUUUCUAACAACUGUGGUUCUGGCAAACAAAGUCUCAUCUCUCAGACGAUCAAAACAAGUAGGCAAGCGUCAGCCUAGAAGCAAUGGCGAUUUUCUGGCAAGCAGUGGUCUAUGGCCUGCUGAAUCAGACACUUGGAAAAGAGCAAAGCAGCUCACAGGGCCUAACCUAAUGAUGCAAUCUACUGGAGUGCUCACAGCUACAAGGGAAAGAAAAGAUGAAGAAGGAACUGAAAAACUCACCAACUAAUGGAUGCUUUAGUGAAGAAAAAUGCAAAGCAGCAAUGAGAAAGUUUCUGGAGUAAAAAUGAAGUCAGUUUGAUAUUUAAUGCCAAGGUGUUGUUCUGAUGGUCUAAAAUUUAACAUGGCAGGCUGUGCAAUUUAGAAUCAAGCAGGUGAGAAGGGGAGAAGUAUGCCUGCUUACUUCAUUACUUAAACUGUGUCUGACACUAUUUUAAAAGGCAAAAAUAAAACCACCAAGCAUCUGAGAAAGGUUUUAAAGACAAGCUGAAGGAACUAAUAGAGGUAGAAAGGGACAAUUAAAUAUCUCCUGUUCAGCAAUACUAGUUAAAUGAUCUUCGUCCGAAUGUUAUUAAAUUUUGAAGAGUUUUAGUGUGUCGUUAGAGGCAAGUAUAUGCUUUAACAUCUAACAGGAGUCACAUUCUAAAUGCAUAGAGUUGAACUGUAUAGUUACGUGGUACUUUCUUUGCUGAAUGUGACAGAAUCCAUACCAGCUCAUCUAUCAACACAGCUAAUGUUAUGCUAGAUGUUUUCAUCUUUAUAUAUGGCAUACAUAAGAAAGUGGUUUUCUACUAUAAAUAUUUAAUUAAAACUUUAAAUUUUGUAUAAUAAAUUAAGACUUGUUAGAAUAAAAGUGACUA